Vigna umbellata (rice bean) is the source of this 917-nucleotide messenger RNA. The record is from RefSeq and is a predicted model, not a curated record. Lineage: Eukaryota; Viridiplantae; Streptophyta; Magnoliopsida; Fabales; Fabaceae.
GAAUGAGAUUGAAGGAGAUGCAGAAGCAACUGACCAGACUGACCGUGGUGUUACUGAUGGCCUUAGAAGCCGCCAGCCAAGCCCUGCCCGGCUGCCCGUACUCAUGCGGAAUUGUUUCAUCGAUUCCGUAUCCAUUCGGCAUCGGCAAUUCAAACCUCACCGGUGAAAACUGUUUUCUGGACAAAGAAUUGAAUCUCACUUGCACAAACUCAACCUUGUAUCGCGGUAAAGGUAACGUCCAAAUUCUGAACAUAACCCUCGCCGGUAAAAUCGACAUGCUCACCUACAUCUCCGAGGUCUGCAAAAACGAAUCGUUAGGUAGAGAAGAAACACACGGCUACGAUGUCAGUCUCACAACACCGGCUUUUGCCAUUUCUAGUGAGGACAACAAGUUCGUGACCGUAGGCUGCGACACCUACGGCUAUCUCAACAGUUUCCGGAACGGCACAGAAUCUUCAACGGGGUGCUUGACCAGGUGCGACACCUUAGAGAGCGUUGAAAGCAUGCAGAGAAGUGGAAACUGCACCGGCAUAGGGUGUUGCCAGGUCGACAUUCCUCCUGGGAUGAAGAACAUCACUUUUGAAGCUUUCUCCUUCAACAAUUUCAAUUCCACUUCCGAUUUCAACGACUGUGGCUUCUCUUUCGUCGUCAAAAACGGCAACUACACUUUCUCCGUCGAUCAUUUAAACCGCGCCCCGUUCAGUAUGACACCUAUUGUCAUGGAUUGGAGCGUUGGAAACGACACGUGCGAAGCUUCCAUGCUCAGAGCAGAUUAUGCAUGCAAGAGUCCUUAUAGCGAGUGUGAGAACUCCCCGUUUGAAUAUGGUUACCGAUGCAAAUGUAAACAAGGCUUUCAGGGAAACGCUUACCUUCUCCAUGGUUGCCAAGGUAAUUCCUUUAUUUUUUACUUAAUUUAA